Molecule: messenger RNA, 1164 nt
Organism: Mesocestoides corti
Lineage: Eukaryota; Metazoa; Platyhelminthes; Cestoda; Cyclophyllidea; Mesocestoididae
Source: the annotation of a GenBank genome assembly
AUGUCUCCAGCAUCAGACUCUGCCUCUUUUUCUCCUCCCCCUCCUACUACUGCUUCUCCCCCUCAUCCUCCUCCUUCACAUUCUCUUUCUUUUCCUCCUCUUUCCCCUCCUCUUUUUCUUCCUCCUCCUUUUCUUCUUUCCCCUCCUUCUCCUCCUCUUCCUCCUACUCAUCCUCCUUCUCCUCCUACUCUUCCCUUUCCCCCUCAUCUUCUCCUCCUUUUCUUCUUCCUCCACCUCCACCUCCGCCUUCUUCUUCUUCUUCUUCUCGUCUUCUCCCUUCUCCUUCGCCUCAUCCUCCUCCUCCUCAUUCUCCUCCUUCUCCUUUUCAUCCUCCUCCUCCUCCAGGUGUACGACAUCAAUGCUCUGCGAGAACGCCUGGAGCAUUACCUGGAAGCCAUGAAUCUGGACAACCGCAAGGUACCUCUGCGCAUGGUCCUGUUCAACGAGGCGAUCGAGCACGUUGUGCGCGCGUGUCGUGCGCUUCGCUCGGACCGCGGCAACAUCCUCAUGGUCGGGUCCGGCGGCUGCGGCAAGGGAACGAUUCUCCGACUGUCCGCCUACGACUCCACAGAUGAGGAAGUGGACGUCUCGCACUUCCAGCGUCGCAUCCUCAUUCGUACUUGGUGUCCAGACCGCGUUGUCCGAGAGGCCAAGAGGUACAUUGUCGAGACACUGGAACAUGUAUUUGUUGAAGAAAACCUUGUCGAUUUGGAAGACAAAGACAUGAACUUCUUGCAGACUUCGGUGAAAUCCACGAACCAGCCUCCCGAGGGGCUGCGUUCUGGACUUGCGAAGACCUUCUCCGACGUCUCGCAGGACUUCCUCGACGCCUGCGUCAGCACCCAGUGGAGAGUGGUUCUCUACGCUGUGGCGUUUCUGCACAGGACGCUGGAAGAACGCCGGAAGUACACGCCGGUUGGCUGGUCGAUUCCGUGCGCGUUCAAUCAGGCCGACUACAGUGCCUCCAUGGAGUUUAUGCGAAGCCACAUUAACGAGAUUGAGUUCGCGAAGAAGAACUUGAAGUCCAGCCUCGUGGGAUCGGCACCGCAAUACCCCCAAGGCAUCAUCGACGAUAUUGCUGGAAUCGCGAAGGUACGUUUGCCCUCAUGUCACACGGCGGGCGCUACAACGCCGGGUCGUGUUGUCUGUGUCACCGCUGUCUAG